Molecule: messenger RNA, 1974 nt
Organism: Symbiodinium sp. CCMP2456
Lineage: Eukaryota; Dinophyceae; Suessiales; Symbiodiniaceae
Source: the annotation of a GenBank genome assembly
AUGGAAGAGGACGACGACCCUUUAUGGCGAAGAGAGGCUGUGGUCAAGCCGAAGUCUCUGAACGAGGACCCCUUUAAUGUUCUCGCAGAGGAACAGGCCGUGGAGGCCUGCAAGAUGGGUUUCGAGGUAGCCACCGAACUCAUGGAGACUGACUUGGUCUUUAGCUCCUGCGGAAGCCUUGUGAAAGGCACACCCGAUGGUGGCUUUGUGGACACCGACGGUCUCUUGAGGUUAGUUCAGGUGGUGCGAGUGCCCCUCUUACCGGACAUGGACGAAGAUGAGGUUGCGGAUGUGCUUUUCGACACUGUGCUUGCAAAGGUGGUGAAGUCGCAGACAUGGAUGAAGGAGACUGGCACUUUGCCCCAUGAGUUCAUCAUCUUCUGCUGGCUUCCCCCCGUCGGAGCCUACCAGGCUUGCCUGACCGAAACAGACGCCCUCUUAUGGACGGAAGCAUUGAUCUCCAACGUCCGGGCCGGUGGCUGGCCCUUCAGCCUUGUCGUGAAAGUUCCUGAGCAGCCCUGCAACAUCUUUCCCAGGAACUUCGGCCUGCGAAACUUUCGCCGGGAAAAGGCGGACUACUUCACCGAGUUAAGCUUCUUCCUGAGACCCGAGGACUUCGAAGAUGCAGACGAGGACGAGGUCUUUGCAUGGGAUCUGUUCAAUGACCUCGUGACCACGGAGCCGGAUGUGGUUCCAGAGGAACAACUCUUAAUGCGCAUGCCCUUCUAUGGAACACCAGCAUUCAAGCUGCUUACGCCCUUGGAGGACGGCAGUGACGUCGAGAAGGCCAACGUCGCAAAUCUCGUUGCUUUCGCCAUUAUGGUGGUGGAGUCGAGGAUCAAUAGGGGCCAGGAAGAUGGUAAGUUCCAAUGUGGCCAGGGGGAUGGCGAGACAAUGGAUCAAUCUAAGCGAAUCCGAGAGGGACUCGGACCUUUUUGGAGCUUCUCUCAUGCAUCAGAGCGAGGAUUGGACGACAGCAACGAAUACACCUUCGAUGCAGAUUCCGACUUCUUGCUUUGGGGAGAGCGUGAGGGGAUUCCACGCGCAAGGUUGGUCAUUGUCGAUGCCCCGGGCUCUUGUCGCGGGGAGAUGUCUGAGGGGCGCUCGGGAAGUUCACGGCCCUUGUAUUUGCAAGCCCUUGGGGAAAAGGGAACGAACCUGCAGGACCUCUUUGCCGACCUCAGUUUCAAGAAGGAGUAUGGUCUCGGGGCCGUGAACUCCAUCAACUGGGCCCGCAUCAUGUUUCAAAUCACGUACUACUUCUACACCUACUACAAGCUCUUUCCGAACUGCGACGGGGAGAUUAGCUUCAGCGUGCCCACGGGCAACUUUGGUGACAUCUUAGCCGGGUACUAUGCCCGACGAAUGGGCCUGCCCGUGAAACACCUCAUCGUGGCGACGAACUCCAACGACAUCCUGCACCGCUUUUUCACCAGCGGCAAGUACGACAAGUAUCCCGUGAAGCAGACGAUGUCCCCCUCCAUGGACAUCGGCAUCAGCAGCAACUUCGAGAGAUAUCUCUUCGACCUCUUUGGAAAAGAUGCCCAGAAGCUUUCCAAGGCAAUGCUGGACUUCAAGUCUUGCGGCAAGCUUCAUGUGGACGGCGAGGAACUUCAAAGGGCGCGGAAAGAUUUCGUGUCGGCUUGCGCGACCGAGCAGCAUCAGACAGACACGAUCAGGCAGUACGAAACCAGCUUCGGCUACACCCUUUGCCCCCACACUGCCUGCGGCGUCUCCGCGGUCGACCAGUUGCGGCAGAGCCUCAACUGGGCGUCUGUGCCAAACCACAAGAUGGUUGUGCUGGCGACGGCACAUCCUGGCAAGUUUGCUGAUAGCGUGAAUGCGGCAACUGGCACGCCGGUGAAACUUCCCCCAGCCUUGUCAGCUUUGCAGUCCGCACCCACCCGGUUCCAGGUCUUGGGCAACUCCGCCAAAGCCGUGCGCAAUGCCAUCGAGACUACGGUGAACGGACAG